Carya illinoinensis is the source of this 657-nucleotide messenger RNA. Its product is annotated as heavy metal-associated isoprenylated plant protein 16-like. The record is from RefSeq and is a predicted model, not a curated record. The transcript is spliced from 3 exons. The coding region runs from base 135 to 509 and encodes 124 amino acids. Lineage: Eukaryota; Viridiplantae; Streptophyta; Magnoliopsida; Fagales; Juglandaceae.
AACAAGAAAUACUCUCUCUCCCCUUCCAAGCUACCUUCAGUUCCUUUCUCUGAUCCUAAAAGAACGUGAUCAGGCUUGUUCUGGUCCUAUACUCAAUACCCAUCAUCGAUAUUAGCUGAAAAACCAACACAAUCAUGAAGCAAACGGUGGUGAUAAAGGUGUCCAUGGAUGGCCACAAGUCCUUUUUUGGUGAGCUGGACGGAGAAAAAGUCCGCUCCAAAGCCUUGAAGAUUGCAGUCGGCGUUUCAGGGGUAGUAGCGGUAUCUUUAAAAGGAGACGAAAAGGACCAAAUAGAAGUAAAAGGGGAUGGGAUUGAUACGGUGAAGCUUACAAAGUUACUCAGGAAGAAAGUGGGGCAUGCAGACAUAAUUACUGUGGCAGAAGAGAAGAAAGAAGAGAAGAAAGAGGAGAAGAAAGAACCGAAAAUAGAAUACCUGUCGUUGCCUUAUAAUUAUACGCCUUCCUACUCCUAUCCACUCUAUGCGCUGCCAGGGAUUACAUAUUACUGAGCUAGCAGUGGAGAAAAUUUCAAUAAUAUAAGUGCAUAAGUACUUGUGUUUUUUUAUCUUUUCAAAUGCUUUCUCGAGGUGUGCGAUGCAAAUCUGCCAUCAUGAUUCUGUUCUAUAUUGAUAUAAAUCGAUGGUGUUCAGUUUCUCA